GAACACGUGAGGAGGGAGCGGAGAGGAGAGAAAGCGGAGCAAUCGAGCGGAGCGGCUGAAGGAGGGGCUGGGCUCUCUGCAUCAUUCAACUCUACUCCUCCUGACUAUCCGGGCUAACUUUAGCUACAUGUGCUGAGGUCCACUGGCGACCGAUCUCAACCGCAACCAUGCCGACAGUUACUUUACCACCGAAAGAGAACGCUCUCUUCAAGAGGAUUUUGCGAUGUUAUGAGCACAAACAGUACAGAAAUGGACUCAAAUUCUGCAAGCAAAUUCUUUCCAACCCCAAGUUUGCAGAGCAUGGAGAGACGCUGGCUAUGAAGGGCUUAACUCUGAACUGUCUGGGAAAGAAGGAAGAGGCGUACGACCUGGUCAGACGAGGCCUACGCAAUGACCUCAGGAGUCAUGUCUGCUGGCACGUAUAUGGCUUACUGCAGCGCUCCGACAAGAAGUACGACGAAGCCAUUAAGUGUUACCGUAACGCUCUGAAGUGGGACAAGGACAACUUGCAGAUUCUGCGGGACCUGUCUCUACUGCAGAUCCAGAUGAGAGACCUGGAGGGUUACAGGGAGACGCGCUACCAGCUGUUACAGCUGCGUCCAGCACAGCGGGCCUCCUGGAUUGGGUACGCCAUCGCCUACCAUCUCCUGGAAGACUACGAAAUGGCUGCAAAGAUUAUAGAAGAGUUCAGAAAAACACAGCAGACGUCUCCAGACAAAGUGGACUACGAGUACAGCGAGCUGCUGCUGUACCAGAACCAGGUGCUGAGGGAAGCAGGCCUGCACAAGGAAGCCCUGGAGCAUCUCACCAACUACGAGAAACAGAUCUGUGACAAAUUGGCAGUGGAAGAGACGAGAGGCGAGUUGUUGUUGAAGCUAGAACGUCUGGAAGAAGCCACAGAAGUUUACCAUCGACUACAGCUGAGGAACCCUGAGAACUGGUGUUACUACAGCGGCUUGGAAAAGGCUCUUAAACCCAGCAGCACAGAAGAACGGCACAAGAUUUAUGAGGAAGCCUGGGAGAAAUAUCCAAAAGGAUUGGUUCCUCGAAGGCUGCCCCUUAAUUUCUUAUCUGGUAUGAAGUUCCGAGAAUGUCUGGACAAGUACCUGAGGAUGAACUUCAGUAAAGGCUGCCCGCCCGUCUUCACCACCCUCAAAUCACUGUACAAUGACAAAGAAAAGGUGGCAAUAAUAGAGGAGUUGGUGGUCAGCUAUGAAAUUUCCUUAAAAACUUGUAGAAUGUUCAACCAGAAUGAUGACGUGAAGGAGGAGCCGCCAACCACCUUGCUCUGGGUGCAGUACUUCCUGGCACAGCACUAUGAUAUGAUUGGUCAGCAGACUCUGGCUCUGGAAUACAUCAACACGGCCAUCGAGAGUACGCCAACGCUUAUCGAGCUCUUCCUUGUCAAGGCCAAAAUUUACAAGCAUGCUGGGAACAUCCGAGAGGCGGCUCAGUGGAUGGACGAAGCCCAGGCUCUGGACACAGCCGACAGAUUCAUCAACUCCAAGUGCGCUAAGUACAUGCUGAAGGCUGGCAUGAUCAAAGAGGCCGAGGAAAUGUGCUCCAAGUUCACGCGGGAGGGGGCAUCGGCAGUGGAGAACUUGAAUGAGAUGCAGUGCAUGUGGUUCCAGACGGAGUGUGCACUCGCGUACAAAGCUAUGAACAAGUUUGGGGAAGCCCUGAAGAAGUGCCAUGAGAUUGAAAGGCAUUUUGUGGAGAUCACAGAUGACCAGUUUGACUUCCACACCUACUGUAUGAGGAAGAUGACGCUUCGUUCAUAUGUGGACCUGCUGAAGCUGGAGGAUGUUCUUCGGAUGCAUCCUUUCUACUGCAAGGCCGCCAUCACCGCCAUCCAGAUGUAUCUGAGCCUCCACGACAAUCCGCUGACUGACGACAACAAGGAGCUGCAGGCCGAUACCGCUAACCUCUCUGACAAGGAGCUGAAAAAGUUGAGGAACAAGCAGCGGAGAGCCCAGAAAAAAGCCCAGCUGGAAGAGGAGAAGAAGAAUGCAGAGAAGGAGAAGCAGCUGAAGAACCAGAAGAAGAAGAAGGAGGAUGACGACGAGGAGAUCGGAGGGCCCAAGGAGGAGCUCAUUCCCGAAAAACUGGUCAAGGUAGAAAAUCCACUGGAAGAAGCCGUCAAAUUCCUGAUGCCUCUCAAACAGCUGGUCAAAGAUAAAAUCGAGACACACCUGCUGGCGUUUGAGAUCUACUUCAGAAAAGAGAAGUACCUGUUGAUGCUGCAGUCGGUGAAAAGAGCAUUGACCAUUGAUCAGGACCAUCCGUGGCUACACCAGUGUCUAGUGCGCUUCUUUAGAGGAGUCUCUGAGAGCAAGGAUCUCCCAGAGGUGGUCCGAACUGUACUGAAGCAGGAGAUUGCCAGGCUGUUUGGAGACAGCAACGCUAAGAGUUUCAACCAGGCCUACCUCGCCAAGCACUCCAACUCCAUACCGCACCGACUGGCUGCGGCGAAGAUGAUGGUGUAUCUGGAUUCGUCGACGGAAACGAAGGCGAUGGAGCUGGCUACAGCGCUGGAUGAGUCGCUCGACAACAGAAACAUCCAGAUUUGCACAGACGUCUUGGAGAGUCUUCGGAGCGGCUUGCUGGGUGACUGCAAGGAUCGCGCCGAGUCGUAUCGCGCCGAGUGUCACAAGCUAUACCCUUACACGCUAGCUUUCAUGCCGCCAGGCUAUGAGGAGAACACAAAGAUCGCCAACGGAGACGUUUCCACGGAAAUGGAGGAGCUAGCCAAUGAGAUGUGAGCGUGACGGAUCAGCGGCGGUUUAGAAAUGGAAUUGGGCCUUGUAAGGAGCCUUGUGGUACGCUUGGCAGCCAUUUCAUGGAGCCAGAGACGAGACGCAGUAGGGAUGUUUUCAUUCUUUGGCUCGGCUUAACUGGGUCUGACCUGGCAUGACUUGGCUCGCUCCCACAUGGUGACAAACAGGACUUUGUGUGCCUGUGUGUGUGGUUGUGUAUAUUUGUGGGGAAAAGGGGGGGAAAGAGGACGAUAGACGACAACAAAAUGGCCAUUUUUACUUUUUUUUUCUUCUUCUUCUUUCUUUUUAAUAGAUGUGACAAUACGGAAUACGAAAAUAAAAAGUGAUUAUUGGCAAACUGUUGAGACGAAGAUGGACAGACACAAGUCAAUUUUCUUGGAGAUACUGAAGAACUUUAACAGCAACCACUCGAGUUUGACUUAGUGCUGCUCUGACACAUGCUUUUUUUUUUUCUUCAAACCCGUUAUUUUAAUAAAAAAAAAAAUUUCUAAGAAAAUGAGACCCAGCUGUCACUGGCUAACAGGAGACUGAGCUGAGUGGAUCUGGUUUCUCUCAGAUCUGUAGGAAGCUGAGUGGGAACAACAUAUCGAGGACCCAACGUAGACUCAGAAGGACAUCCGGCUGCAUCGGUUUCUGCUGUAUCGCUCAUCUGCACACCGCUAAACAGCACGGUGCUGAGGAGGCUGCCUCGCUGGAGCCAGACCUCAGCGGUGCUUCGCUCACGGUUCCCGGUUUACGUGGGGGAAUGUGAUCUUGUCUCGUCCUGGAGCAUCUUGUAGCACACAACUUAAAAACGAAAAACUGUCAUGUCUGUUUGCGCUCCAGUCCAAAUACACUGCUGUUUUUUUUUGUUUUUUUUACCUCGUCAACGUUUGAUAGCCAUUUAGCAAUACCACAGGCGCUUCUCCUGUACACGACGGAGCCGUGAAACGAUUUUUAGACGGACACAUGCACGGCGCCUCCUGGCCGUCACUUGUUGUCGUUGCUGUUGUGACUGUUGGAAUUGGGGUUAGUCUGCACACGUGUGGGUGUGUUGAGUCUGCCAGUCGUCAUGGAAACGAGCUUCCGCCACAUCCCAUUUCGCACGACUCGUCGCAAAAAAAAACAAAAAAAAAAAACAGGUUCCUCCACAGGUCAGAGUUCAGGAUUAGAGCCCACUGCCUGAGGUGACAGAAGUGAAAACAUCACAAGUCAAGCACCCACAAUCCUUUAGGUUUGUUUUCUCGCUUUUUUCCUUUUUAAACCCCCAUUAAUCUCUUUUCUCUCCUUUUUCCUCCAAUUUGGGUUCUAAUGUGAAAGAUGAAAUCUGAGAUGAUGUAUGAUAUCUGGAUUUUUGUAUUAAAAUUAAAAGGAAAAA
Molecule: messenger RNA, 4134 nt
Organism: Thalassophryne amazonica
Lineage: Eukaryota; Metazoa; Chordata; Actinopteri; Batrachoidiformes; Batrachoididae
Product: N-alpha-acetyltransferase 15, NatA auxiliary subunit-like
Biological process (GO): N-terminal peptidyl-methionine acetylation
Cellular component (GO): cytoplasm; NatA complex
Molecular function (GO): protein binding; protein-N-terminal amino-acid acetyltransferase activity
Source: RefSeq, a predicted model, not a curated record